This is a messenger RNA of Anthostomella pinea, 846 nucleotides long. The record is from the annotation of a GenBank genome assembly. Lineage: Eukaryota; Fungi; Ascomycota; Sordariomycetes; Xylariales; Xylariaceae.
AUGGCUACGAAGAACCUCAACGUCUUCGUGACGACCUUCCCCGGCCUCGGCCUCCCUACGACACUAUCUCUGCCACUUCCUCCAACCACCACCACAUCAGACCUUUGCGAAUGCAUCGAGUCAAGACUACCGCGCGCGGACACGAGAGUCAUAGUGACCACAAUAUCGAAUAAACAACUAUCUCCCCGUUCACGCGAGCCCAUCUCCGGUCUUUGCAACCCCAACGAUGACUUCCUCUCGCUGCGCCUGUCCCUACCACUUUGCGGUGGCAAGGGUGGUUUCGGAUCCCAACUCCGAGCCGCCGGUGGUCGCAUGUCAUCCAAAAAGAAGCGCAACCAGGGCGACGAGAAUGCCUCCAGUAGAAACCUCGAUGGACGCCGACUAAGGACAGUCAACGAGGCCAAGGCGUUGGCCGAGUACCUGGCCAUCAAGCCGGAGAUGGAGCAGAAAGAAAAGGAUAAGCGACGCGAGCGAUGGCAACAGAUUAUCAAUGCCUCCGAGGAGAAGGAACACGAGAUCAAGAACAGCACAAAAGGACGGCUGGACGGCAAGUGGGUCGAAGAUAAGGAAGAGGCGGGUGAGCGGACACGCGAAGCGGUUAUGGCCGCCAUCAAGGCUGGCAACUACAAGGACAACCUACUUGGCACGUCGCACGGCUCGACCUCGUCAGAGGCUAUGGAGGAGGAUUCUGCAAGUGGAGAGGAAGAGGAGGCUGCAAAGUCAGGAAGCUCGAAGGCUCCAACGCCGCCGACCAAGUCAUCAUCCAAGAAACCGCCAACGCGAGCGUUCGCAGGCUUCGACGAAGAUGACGAAUUCAUGAGCUCCUCCGAUGAAGACGAGGAAUGA